Candidozyma auris is the source of this 3183-nucleotide messenger RNA. RefSeq names its product DNA-dependent ATPase FUN30. Gene Ontology annotation, molecular function: ATP binding; chromatin binding; ATP-dependent chromatin remodeler activity. Gene Ontology annotation, cellular component: nucleus. Bases 1 to 3183 code for a protein of 1060 amino acids. The transcript has a single exon. The record is from RefSeq and is a predicted model, not a curated record. Lineage: Eukaryota; Fungi; Ascomycota; Pichiomycetes; Serinales; Metschnikowiaceae.
AUGACGUUUGAACACAGAAAAUCGGCUGAUCCGGAUGAAAGUACCCUCCAGGUGCCUAGUUCCCUGCCGAUCAACGUAAAGCUGUCGCCGGAGAAAUCAGACAUGCCCUCGAUGCCCUCACAUGCGUAUACCGUUACGUUUGGUACACCAAAAAAUCAAGAUCCGCAAACGAUGGAGAUGAAAAAACGGUUUUACUCGCAUAAAUACUGGCCAAUCUUGUCCAAGAGAUUCUACUACUUGCCAGAAAUAGAGAUUUUCAAGGGAAUGGUGCGUGGCAAGGGGAACCUACGAGAUAUCUCACUGUGGUUGGCCACCAACAUUGAUUUGGAAGGUAGGCUUGCAGAAUACGAUAGGAAGUUGGAGCAGCAGCGGGAGGAUGCUGAAAAAGCGAAAUCCAGGAAAGCAGUUGGGGCUUCAUCGCACCAUACUAAUGACACACACCAUUUGCAACUCAACGGAGACUCUACGACCACCUCGACAAGUAACGACCAUGGCACCGAUGAGGACGCGUCGCCCAUAAAGAGAGGUGGUGCAAGACAGAAAAGACCCAAACUCGCUGACACGAAGCCCGAUAUCUCCAGUACAAAGGUGGAACUUCACAAGCCUAAAGUCUCCAUUCUAGAGAAGUAUAGACACAACCUGGGCCAGGCUCCUGGCCAGGCUCCAGGCCAACAACGCAUAGACUAUGUCUUUCAAAGAUCGUUUGGCUCUGCUCCUCAGAAGAAGCGCCGGUUGGUGCGUGCAGAUAACGCUGAAUUGGCCAAUGCUUCUAGAGAUCUGACCCCAACUCCCGCUAUACCUCCUGGUGCACUUAGUGCAGCAUUCAGCCACAAUGAUGGCCUGGUACCUCGCCUCAAUGAGCUGUUCAACGGAAGCAAUGUUUUUGAAAAUGGCGACAAUCUAGAACAGUUGGAGGAAAGAAUCAGGGCAAACAGGAGAAAAAACAAGAAUAAAAAGCAAAUGGUCGACGACAACAGUGACGCCGACCUAGAAGAAGAGGACUAUAGCGACGACAUGUCGCAGGAAGACGAUGAUGGAGCGUUCCAAUCUGGUUUCACUUCUAUCGAUGGCCAGAUUUUGGAGUUUCUUAAUAAUGCUCCUCAGGAAGACAUCGUUGAAAUUUGCAAUAUCCAACCGAAGGUGGCCGAGUUGUUGAUCUCGAAAAGACCAUUUCAUUCCGUUUAUCUGAUUUCGGAAGACAGAUUUGAGGAGGCUACGCCAGAACCAGAACCUCAGGUGAAAAGACGUGGGGGUCAAAGAAAACCAUUGGGUCUUAAGAUUGUGGAGAGCACAGAAUUCAGUCUAAGAGGUUAUAAAGCAGUUGACUCGUUGAUCAAGAAGUGUUCUGAAUACGGUGACCUUAUUUCUCGUCAAAUGGAUAGAUGGGGUGUCAAAGUUACUGGCGAAGGUGAGCUCAGCAUGGUCGAGAUUGUCGGGUCAGAUGAGGCAUCUAAGGAUGAAGAGGAUGACGAUGUUGUUGCUAGAAGCCGUGGUUUGACAUACAUCAAGCACAAGCCUACUCUUCUAGCCCCUGAUGUUGAACUCAAAACGUAUCAGCAGGUUGGUAUCAAUUGGCUCAAUUUGCUCUAUCAGAACAAGCUUUCUUGCAUCCUAGCGGAUGAGAUGGGCUUAGGCAAAACAUGCCAAGUCAUCUCUUUCAUGGCCUACCUCAAGGCAAUCUCCGAUAAGAAGAGCGCUCAUCUUGUGGUUGUUCCUUCAUCGACAUUAGAGAAUUGGCUCCGUGAAUUCCAAAAAUUCUGUCCGUCGUUGGUCGUACAAGCAUAUUAUGGCUCUCAGGCUGAGCGUGAAGACCUACGCUACGAGCUUGCUGAGUCUGAGUAUGAUGUUUUGGUGACGACGUAUAACCUAGCUACAGGUUCGCCACCAGACUUCAAAUUUUUAAAAAAUCAUAGAUUCGACAUGAUUGUUUACGAUGAAGGUCAUAUGUUGAAAAACUCGAACAGUGAAAGAUACAACAAGCUCAUGAGACUUAAAGCAGAAUUCAGAUUAUUGCUUACGGGCACUCCUUUGCAAAACAACCUAAAAGAGUUGGUUUCACUUCUAGCUUUCAUGCUUCCGACGUUGUUUGUGGAGAAAAGAGACGACUUGCAAGGUCUUUUCAACAAAAAAGCCAGUGUCGACACGACAGCUGAUGACUACAACCCACUCAUGUCUCAGCAAGCUAUUAAUAAGGCAAAGACAAUGAUGACCCCUUUCGUAUUGAGAAGAAAGAAGGCACAGGUUCUUAAGUAUUUGCCUGGAAAGAAUCACGAGGUCGUAAAAUGCCCAAUGACUCCGAAGCAGAGGGAGAUUUACGACAGUUACAUUCGUCAAGGUAAGGAGGCGAGAGCUGAACGUGAGAGAAGGAAGAAAGAAGGAAAGGAAGCCGAGAGAAUGAGCCCUACGGCGUCAACUUCGAAUGUGAUGAUGUCCCUCAGAAAAGCAUCCAUGCAUCCACUCCUUUUCAGGACUCAAUAUACGGAUGAGAUGUUGCCUGAGAUGGCAGAGAAGAUUAUGAAAGAGCCCGAGUAUAUUGCAGCUAACAAAAACUAUAUCAUUGAGGAUAUGCUGGUCAUGAGUGACUACGAGCUCAAUGCUCUCUGCGAAAAAUUCUCGAAUACAUUGGGAUCGUAUGUUUUGAAGGAGACAAUGUGGUUUGACAGCGGAAAGGUCACUGCCCUUUUGAAGGUGCUCAAGCAGGUUAUUGAGAAGAAAGAGAAGGUGCUUGUCUUUUCUCUUUUCACUCAGAUGCUUGAUAUUCUUGAAAGAGUCCUAAGUUUCUCAAAUAUCACAUUCGUCAGACUCGACGGUCAAACCAGCGUCGAAACCAGACAAGAUAUUAUUGAUCGAUUCUACGAGGAUGAUACCAUCCCAGUCUUCUUACUUUCAACAAAAGCAGGAGGUUUCGGUAUCAACUUGGUGGCUGCAAAUAAUGUGGUCAUCUUUGAUCAGUCCUUCAACCCACAUGAUGAUAAGCAAGCAGAAGAUAGAGCACAUCGUGUUGGUCAAACCAACGAAGUGCUCGUGACCAAGCUUGUCUCGGAGCAGACUAUCGAUGAAAAUAUCAUGUUACUUGCUGAAAACAAGCUUCAACUUGAUCAGUCGAUUAGCAGCGAAGCCAACGAGAAAAAAGUUGAGGAAAAGGCCGUCUCCAUGUUUGAAAACAUUUUGUUUGGCCAGUAA